AUGGCCAAUCACGGACCGAGCUACGGCCUCAGCCGAGAACUCGAGAAAAAGAACCAGGCUCGAUUCAGUUUGGACGAGGCAAUUGAAGUGUUGCUAUGGGUGCAAAGUGUGACUCAAAUGCCGUACUCAUCGGAUCCAACUACCUGUCGAACAGCGGCCGAUGUCGCUGAUUUGCUGAAGGAUGGCGUUCAUUUGUGCAAACUAAUCAACAGACUUCUAGACAACGGAAGCCGAGCUCCAUUCAAUCCCAAACCAAAGAUGCCAUUUCACAAGAUGGAAAACAUCUCCAAUUUCCUCGAAGCCUGCAAAGCGUACGGUGUUGCCGAGAUAAGCUGUUUCCAGACUGUUGACUUGUAUGAGAACAAGCAAUGCUAUAAAGUCAUCGAAUGCCUUAGAUCAUUGGCUGCUGUGUCGAUGAUCAUCUAUUCUAAGACAUUGCUCGAAGAUCUUCCAAAGCUGCAAUCUGAUUUCACUGCACGCUUCCGACUAAUCAACAGACUUCUAGACAACGGAAGCCGAGCUCCAUUCAAUCCCAAACCAAAGAUGCCAUUUCACAAGAUGGAAAACAUCUCCAAUUUCCUCGAAGCCUGCAAAGCGUACGGUGUUGCCGAGAUAAGCUGUUUCCAGACUGUUGACUUGUAUGAGAACAAGCAAUGCUAUAAAGUCAUCGAAUGCCUUAGAUCAUUGGCUGCUGUGGCACAAGCUCGUGGAGCUGACGUCGAAUUUCCACCAUGGGUAGUACGACUGUCACACAGCCGUCCACGACAGUUUCCGGAAUCGGUGAUGCGACGCGGCGAGAUGGUCAUACCACUUCAGUAUGGAACGAACAAAUGCGCCAGUCAGAAAGGAAUGACACCGUACGGUUUGGCACGCCAGAUAAAACCUGAUCCAUCGGGAUGA
Ostertagia ostertagi is the source of this 900-nucleotide messenger RNA. The record is from the annotation of a GenBank genome assembly. NCBI's taxonomy places the organism in Eukaryota, Metazoa, Nematoda, Chromadorea, Rhabditida, Trichostrongylidae.